This is a messenger RNA of Aureobasidium vineae, 2619 nucleotides long. The record is from the annotation of a GenBank genome assembly. Lineage: Eukaryota; Fungi; Ascomycota; Dothideomycetes; Dothideales; Saccotheciaceae.
AUGGACACUGAGCCAUCUCUGAACACAGCUGCCAUGGUACCUCCUUCUGGUCCCUCUCCUGUGGAGCCACCCUCUUCACCUCCUUUUUCCUUUGCAGCAUACACAGUGCUAGGGGACGAAUAUGAUGUUGAGAUCUAUACUAUUUGUCUCGAAGAAUACCUCGACGAAAUGGACGAUGAUCACGAAGCCUUGACAGCGACAUGGCUUGCAAAGGCUAGAGUCUACCAGCGCCCUACCCUGUUCCCACGAUCCAGGAACAAGUAUUCCACGAGAAACCGUGACAAGCCUAGAAAAGACCCAUUCGCAAACAUCAAACCCCAGAAAACUGGCCGCAAAAUCACUUUUGUUGGAAAGGCUUUCUCACAGCUCAAACCUAGAGGUGAAACAAUCACUGCCUCGGCUCGCAUCUCAUCGUCGAAAGGGAUCUUACCAUCGAGAUUACUCUCGACCGAGGUUCCGAAUUACACCCACUAUACCAGGAUUCGCGCCAAUGUACUAGGAACAAACACUCGGCAGUUGCAAGUCUGGCCAUACUUUGGAGAGGAUGUUGAUGACGAUGGAACCAUCCGUGAGAGGUUCGAUGUCAUCGUGGAGGAUCGACCCCGUAAGGUUCUCAUCUCGCAGCAAGUCAGUACUUACGGCCCCUACUUCGAGGCCUUUCUCGAAGAGGUUGAUUGUCCAAUGGAUACCAUCCUCAAAUACCUACUCGAGGCAUCAGAAGGGCCAGACGGGCUAUUGUCAAGGUUGGCAAGCUUUUCCAACGACCACAGGCUAGCCAAAAACNUCGUACGCGCUAAGGACAAGUUUUGCAAAGACGACUUUGACCGAACAAGCCAGAGAUGGGUUUCGGUAGCAUCUAGUCUGCCUGAGAUCAAUGAUGAAACACUGUGGAAAGCUGCUGCCGUCUGUCACGCCUUCUGGACUCGAACCAAUUUCAGCCCCUGGCAGAUUGCACGAAAGUAUGCCAAGUUCCCUAACCACAACAUGAUCGAAGGCCUUGUUACCUUUGAAAAGACCAAAGACUACGCCAGCGUGGCCUGUACUAUCUGCCAACUUCAUGACUGCCCUUUCCACGGUACCAUUCGCGAGAGACCAGACGUCAAGGAGGAGAGCGACGAAGAAGAUGUAAACUCUGUCGAUGCUCUAGAUGUGGACUAUCCACCACGCGUCAACUUCAAAGAGCAGGCUAUAGCUCCAUUCGAGCGGGACACGUCAGAAGACACCGGCACAUACACCAAGAAAUCCUUGAACUGGUGGAUGAAUGAGGCUAACAGCGUAACUUGGGACCACAGCCAGCGAGGCCCAUUCUUUCCUUGCAGCCAUAUCGGAAUAUCAUGUGAGGGCGCACGCUGUUCAUGUUUCGAGGCAAGGGUCUGCUGUGAGAAAACUUGCGGAUGCUCAUUCAAGUGUAGCCGUCGCUUUUCAGGAUGUUCAUGUGCGAAGCGAGCAAAGUGCUGCGCACAGGACGAUUCGUGCGAGUGCUACAGAAUGAACAGAGAGUGCGAUCCAGAUCUCUGUGAUUCAUGCGAGGCCGAUGUCAUCCUAGACCCAGUCAACAGAUUCGACAACGAUUACCUUCCUCGAAGAUGCCGGAAUGUCGCCAUUCAGCGUAGCGUGCCGAAACGAACACUUCUCGGCCGGAGUGUUAUUCAUGGCUUUGGACUGUACGCUGGGGAACCAAUUGCCAAAGAUGAGUUCGUUGGAGAAUAUCAAGGAGAAAUCAUUACCAGAGACGAGACCGAAAGACGAGGAGCCAUCUACGACUUCCAGAAGCUGAGUUAUAUCUUCGACUUGAACAGAGGUAAGAAGCCAAAACUAUACUUCGGUGCUUUGCUGACAAGAUUACUCGUCCAGNACCAGACAAUCGACUCUCAACGAAUGGGUAACAAGAUCCGCUUCAUCAACCAUGCCGCGAAGCCCCAUCUUCGCAAUGUCUAUCCAAAGAUAAUGCUCUGCAAUCUGGCCCACAGAAUUGGCAUGUUUGCCCACAGAGACAUCAAGGUCGGCGAAGAGUUGUUCUUCGAUUACGGCGGAAGCUAUCACGACAAGCUGUUCGGUGAGGAAGAGAAGGCUCGCAGGGAAAGGAACAAAGGGAAAGGCAAAGCUGUCGUCACACACAUUCGUCCAUCGAGAAAGAGCUACCAAGCACAGCCAGAGGUCGUAGUGGAAGUGCCACCGAGAGAAAAAGAGCCCGAAGAGCAAUACCAUGCCGACGUCAACGAUGACAGCGACGACAGCGAAGACGACCGCCCGACUAAGCGCAGAAGACGAUCGAGAAUUCCUUCACCGAAGAGGCCGAGAUUGCCUUCACCCAAGAAAUUGAGACUUUCUCCACCCAAGAAGCAGCCAGUCGCAAGGUCAGCUGCCAGAAAGACCGAGGAUCGAUUUCGUGUACGCGGACGCACUCAGGGUCCUGCAGUCAACAGCGCCAACCCGCCGGGCUUGAAGGCCGCCAUGAAGUCUGCGCCCAUCCCAAAAAUAUCUAACCAUCGGGCUCCUAUUUUGGUAGAGUCAUCAGAGGAGGAAGCGGAGGUAGAGUCGGGAUCGGACGAUAUGGAAAUGCCAAGACGUAGUAGUCGGCCGCGCAUGGUGUCCAGAAAGCUCAGAGGGGAUGAUUGA